CAUAUCCGUUCUUCCUCGGUUCCUCCACGGCUCCACUGAUGUCAAACCCUGGAAGAAUCGGGUGUAGCCCAACUCCCCGACCUUAAUCAAGCUUCACAAAUCAUAAAUCGACAGUUUCAUAACGAGCAUCUGGGAACCCAGUUGCAGAAAUGGUAGACGAAGAGCAUUCUGAAUCAGAAAAUAAUGAAAAUUGCGAGAAAUCGAACUCUGAAGGGCUUGGAAACAGCAGUGAUGGAGGGGGUGUAGAGAUGUCUGCGUACGAGAAGCAGAGAUUGUCGAGGAUAAGAGAAAACAAGGCGAGGUUAGAGGCUCUUGGUUUGCCCACUCUCGCGUCUUCCCUACUGCGUACUGUUGAAAAGACCUCGAAGCGAAAGGGCAAAAGGAAGGACGAAGAUGACGAGUACAUACCGUCGGAUGGAGAUCGCGGGGUGAGUUCUUCGAGCGAAGAGGACAACGAGGAAGAAGAUUGGAAGGUUGGGGAUGAUGGGUCUUCUGGUUAUCGUCGAGCUUCCACUACUAAGGGGAAAAAGAAUGCUACAGCCAUGGGUAAAUCUAAGAAAAAAGCUCAUAUUCAAAAGCAUGCAGGUGCAUCAAAUCUUGUUGAUGAUGAUGAUGAUGAUAUACUGAAGGCAAUUGCUCUAUCACUUGAAGGUUCACCAGAAACUUCAGGUGCUGUACCCCCUGGGCAUUUACAGAACUCUACCAGAGCUAUGACUAGUGCUGAUCUUAAUGAACAAAAAGGAGGGGCCCAUAUUCAGGAAGAUUCUGGAAGGAGGAAAAGGAGAAAAAUGAAUUCUAGCCGUGUGCAAAUGACUGAGGAUGCGGUGAUUAUACACUUCUUUCAAUUUGAUGAAGCAGGGAAAGGGAACAUAAGUUUUAAGGAUUUGCGAAGAGUAGCAGUUUCUCAUGAUUUUACUUGGACAGACAAAGAGAUUGCUGAUAUGAUUCACACAUUUGAUAGCGAUGGAGAUGGGAAGCUAAGUCUUGAGGACUUUCGGAAGAUUGUCUAUAGAUGCAACAUGAUACAAGGUUGUGAAAAUGCUGUUACAGGCUUGAAGUCAUGAUACAAGGUUGUAAAAAUGCUUCAAAUUAAUACACAUUAUACUUAUUCCUGUUCGAAAAAAAAAAGAUUUUUUUUGUGCAAUAAGUGCCAUUUAGGCUUUGUUGUUUUUUUAGGAAGUUGGGGCAGAUAAGUUGGUGGGUCUCAUAGGAAAGAAAUAAACCUGCAUUCGUAUUUGUAUCUGAGUCCCAUGGAAAAUAAUGAUUCUUGAGCCUCGUAGUGGUAAAAAGAAUCAUAGACCAUCAUGUUGUAAUUAGGGUCCUCAAAAGCUAUUUUCUUCGUGUUUUGA
Messenger RNA from Nelumbo nucifera (sacred lotus), 1349 nucleotides. RefSeq lists its product as uncharacterized. The record is from RefSeq and is a predicted model, not a curated record. NCBI's taxonomy places the organism in Eukaryota, Viridiplantae, Streptophyta, Magnoliopsida, Proteales, Nelumbonaceae. Gene Ontology annotation, molecular function: calcium ion binding.